Molecule: messenger RNA, 4072 nt
Organism: Xenopus laevis (African clawed frog)
Lineage: Eukaryota; Metazoa; Chordata; Amphibia; Anura; Pipidae
Gene: slc5a7.S
Product: solute carrier family 5 (sodium/choline cotransporter), member 7 S homeolog
Exons: 9
Coding region: 408-2150 (580 amino acids)
Source: RefSeq, a predicted model, not a curated record
AGAUGUACAGGACCUGAGAGUAGAUUGUGCUAUUUUAAGCAUCUAAUGCCCCACCCUUUUCAACCCCCAUUUUUUUCCUUCUUUCAUGCCUAUUCAUGCCUAUUACCCCAAUAGUUCUCUACAGGAAUGAAUCAUUCAUCACUACCACCUUCUUACGUUCCAGCAUCUGAGAUCGGACGAACUACCACCAUCCUUUAUAAGGAAUUAUGUCUGCCCAGUGAGUUAACAUCAUAAAGAAAGAUUACUUUUUUAAUUGAAUUCAUUAAACCAAAGGCAGCUCCUAGAAUCUGGGAGAAGGACAACUGCUUUAGGAAGAAAGGAGGGAUCUCUGUACAGCAGCAAACCCUGAAACCCUGACAAGGACUUAACAAAGACACAGAUGAAAUAGCAAGGCUAUACCAGUGAAGAUGGCUUUCCACGUGGAGGGGCUAGUGGCUAUCAUCAUUUUUUACUUAGCUAUCCUUUUCGUGGGCCUCUGGGCUGCCUGGAGAACAAAAAACUUGCGUGGUGAUGGAGAUCCUAGAGAAGGAAUUAUUGUGGGAGGCAGAGAUAUUGGGCUACUUGUGGGGGCAUUCACUAUGACAGCGACAUGGGUUGGUGGAGGAUACAUCAAUGGGACAGCAGAAGCCGUUUAUGUGUCAGAUUAUGGCUUGGCGUGGGCGCAGGCACCUAUAGGCUACUCCCUCAGUCUGAUUGUUGGUGGCCUGUUUUUUGCCAAACCCAUGCGAUCAAGAGGCUAUGUAACAAUGCUGGAUCCAUUUCAGCAGAUCUAUGGGAAGCGCAUGGGUGGGUUACUUUUCAUACCUGCUCUAAUGGGAGAAAUGUUUUGGGCUGCAGCAAUACUUUCAGCAUUAGGUGCCACCAUUAGUGUCAUUGUGGAUAUAAACAUCAACAUUUCCGUAGUAGUCUCUGCUUUGAUUGCCAUAUUUUAUACACUUGUCGGUGGACUCUACUCUGUUGCAUACACGGACGUUGUGCAAUUAUUCUGCAUCUUCAUUGGGCUGUGGAUCAGCGUUCCCUUUGCGAUGACUCAUCCAGCCGUUACAGACAUUACAGUGACAGCGGUGAAGGAAGUCUACCAGCAGCCAUGGCUUGGCAGCAUAAAGGCCGCUGAUGUCUGGUCUUGGCUUGACAGCUUCUUGUUAUUGAUGCUGGGAGGUAUCCCUUGGCAAGCUUAUUUCCAGAGGGUUCUUUCUGCCUCUUCUGCUACAUAUGCUCAAGUUCUCUCAUUUUUAGCUGCAUUUGGAUGCUUAAUCAUGGCUAUUCCUUCAGUGCUAAUUGGAGCGAUAGGAGCAUCUACAGAUUGGAAUCAGACUUUAUAUGAGCAUGAUGAUCCACAGAGCCAUGAAGAAGCAGAUAUGAUACUUCCCAUCGUACUACAGUAUUUGUGUCCUCCAUAUAUCUCCUUCUUUGGUCUUGGUGCUGUAUCUGCUGCUGUGAUGUCAUCAGCUGACUCAUCCAUCUUAUCUGCUAGUUCCAUGUUUGCUCGGAAUAUAUAUCAGCUCUCAUUUAGGCAAAACGCAUCAGAGAAGGAAAUUGUCUGGGUCAUGAGGAUAACUGUGUUUAUAUUUGGAGCAGCAGCUACUGCCAUGGCACUUCUGGCUAAAUCAGUGUAUGGACUUUGGUACCUCAGCUCUGAUCUUGUCUACAUUAUCAUCUUCCCACAGUUGCUUUGUGUAUUAUUCAUCAAAGGGACCAACACAUAUGGCUCUAUCGCAGGAUAUGUUUUUGGUGUUUUAUUAAGGAUAAGCGGAGGUGAACCAUAUCUACACUUACAGGCUUUCAUAUGCUAUCCUGGCUGCUAUCCAGAUAAGAAUAACAUAUAUUUGCAACGAUUCCCAUUUAAAACUCUUUCCAUGGUGGCUUCUUUUCUAUCCAACAUAGCUUUCUCUUACUUAGCAAAAUAUAUAUUUGAAAAGGGGAUAUUAUCACCAAAGUUUGACUUUCUCAAUGCUGUUGUGGCCAAACACAGUGAAGAAAACAUGGACAAGACAACUCUUGUAAAAAGUGAUAACAUAGUUUUGUCUGAGUUGGCACCUGUCAAACCAAGACAAAGUCUAAGUCUACCUUCUACAUUCACCAACAGAGAAGCAAUCAGUGACUUAGACUCAAGCCCAGAAUCUCCUGACUCUGAAAACAAGGAACUGUGAUAUAGCCACGACAAAACGAUUGCAAUGAAAAAUGUGUACAAUGAUAAACGAGGGGUAAGCAGUAUUUUAUCCCAAAUAUGUGUUGUCACAAUACUAUUUCCAUUGCACAAUUCAGAACAGGCUUCUCUGAAGUCAGCCUCUGAUACUGUAACAUCUUGUUCUGCACUGUUUGGUCCCUGGCACAGAUGGUCUACCUAAUGGUUUGAUGUUUUAUAUUGUAGUUUGUUUGAUUUUGCUAAGUGGUGUAGCAAUAAAUCUUGAGAGUAGGUUAGUAAAGAAGUCUACAUCCAGUCAGAAUUUAAUAACAUCACAAUUCAAACCAGGUAUAUUACCUCGUGUGUAUGUAUGUAUAUAUUAGUAUACAGUAUAUGAAUAUUAUAUGGGCAAAAUAAUCAAAUAGUUUUAUUUUCUAAGUGGAAGUGCAAAACAAAUGCCAUUUUAAAUUUAUUUUUAUAUAAUUUAAUAACACCAGCGUUUUUGCACUAUUUUUCAAAUGUUAAGGUUUCUUGGUAACUACAGUCAUACAUAAUCAUGUUGGUUCAUAAUAGUCAUUGAGUUGUAGAUCAACAAAAGCUGGAAGGUCACAGCAUAGAUUUCAGUGGUUUCAACCACAAUAAAAUGAAACUUUUUCAGUGUCUAUAAACUUCUUGACAACACAGAAUCACAAAGGACAAGAGUUAUAUAUAGUACUAUAUAAUAUUAUAUUGAAACAGAACCAAAGUUACUGGGUGGGUUCAGUAUAAGGAACUUGCACGUCCCAGCUACUCAAUGUGUACCCUAAAUUGCAAUGUGUUGCCUCUCAUUGCUAAUUUCCAAUAGGGUUUAUAUUUGUAAACUUCCAACUAUAAGUAUUUGUUCUCAGCAUAUUUUAGAAAAGGUUUUUAAUUACACACUAACUAUUCCUGGAAUAUUUUAAACUGUUAACUGUUACUGUUACUGUUGCUGUUGUUACUGCUGAGCAAAUAAUGUUAAAACUUAGGCUAUAUGGAAACCUACCCAGUGUUGGACUGGGAGCCAGGGGUUCACCAGAAAACCUUAGACCAUGGACCCACUCUCCAAACUCUUCCUCCUCUUUUCUCUUUAUUCAAACUCUUUAUUCUCCACUCUUUUUUCAGCGUACUUUACUCUUUUCUUCCAUCUAUUAAUCAUCUAUGUUCCCAUGAUGAAAUAGAAAAAGAUCACGAAUAGGCCAAAUGUAUAGAAGCUUUGGAAGUUUUCCUGGAAUCUAGGUUGGCCAGAAUGACAUGGAGUGUAUCCAUACCGUGCUCUUCUCCAGACACCUGGCUAAAUGUUUCAUUGUCUGAGUGCCUCUGUAACACCAUAAAAUGAAAGUUUUUAAGUAAUGAAAAUAAAAUGUAGUGUUGUGCUGCACUGGUAAAAACUGUGUGUUUGAUUCAGAAACAUGGAGACAGCCAUUUAAGCUGGCAAAAAGAGGAAAGGCACAGGAUACCCAGCAGAUAACAGAUUAGCUCUGUAGUAUAUAAUGGGAAUUUUUUAACUUUUCAAUUAUCUACUAUGUAUCCUGCGCUUGAAUGGCUGCCCCAUUGCUACACAGCAGCUUGAUUAUAUAAACUAUAGUUGUGUAUCUACCGGUUUUACCAGUGCAGGGCACUGGUGUUAUUGUUUCUUUAAUUAUAAGGGUUUUAGGGUUUGUUGGCUACAAAAAUGCAUCCUAAUGACUAAUUACAAAAUGUGAUAUCACUCUAGGGGAGAUGAACCUACAUCUACAUAAAAUGAAGCACCACUAUUAAACAUACAUUAGGAACAUCUAAAACAUGGGGUUUUAUAACAUUAAACAAUUGCUAUUACAAUACAGACUGAAUGCUAAUCUCUUUUGAAUGGGCAUACUUGGUUGGCAAUAGGGAUGUAGCGAACAGUUCGCCUGCGAACUUGUUCGCGCGAACUUCGACCGUUCGCGUCCG